This is a messenger RNA of Pararge aegeria (speckled wood butterfly), 5478 nucleotides long. It is a transcript of the gene Tmem214, whose product is annotated as transmembrane protein 214. NCBI's taxonomy places the organism in Eukaryota, Metazoa, Arthropoda, Insecta, Lepidoptera, Nymphalidae. Gene Ontology annotation, cellular component: endoplasmic reticulum; Golgi apparatus. The coding region runs from base 96 to 2066 and encodes 656 amino acids. The record is from RefSeq and is a predicted model, not a curated record. The transcript has 10 exons.
UUGUUUUUGACGUGUAACCUGUCGCUUUCACUAUAUUUACAAAAAAUAUUUAAAUAUAGUAUAGUUAAAAUAAUAAUCCCGAAAAUAAAUUAAUUAUGUCGAGCGGACAGUGGGAAGUCGUUGGUAAAAGCAAAAAGUCUCAAAAUGGAAAAGUGAAAACCGCCAAAGAUGAGGAUAAAAAGCCAACCAAAAAUGGUCCGAAAGUUGAAGACGUCGUGCCACCGAAAUCAUAUUAUGCGGGUAUGGAAAUAGAUGAUACCAGAUUGUCGUCAAAGGAUAGUAAGAAGAAUGGGGAAAAGAAGAAAAAGAAAUCUGAACCAGCCAAGCCUAAACCGCCUAAAACCAUCGAAGAAGCUCUUGAAGCGAUUGACCCAAGUGAGCUAGCAAAUAUAAUAACAACCAAUAAGUUAAGGUUUUCAAAUGCUCCGCUAGUCUGGUUGAAAGAGGUUGCCAGUUUCCUAAACUCAAAAACCCUGAUAGAUAUAGAGGAACCAACAUUUUCAAACUAUCCUCGAGACUACCCUCUAUGUGUCAUGCCUGCACCAAUAAGGGGGCAGUUAAAAAAUGUAUUGAAUGAAGCAGGGAAAGCAAAUACGCAACUGUUCUUUGAUGUUACCCUGACAGCAAUAGCUAAUGAUAUGACUAGAGGUCAAUCUGUCAACGGACACAGGCUCCUACUACAGAUGCUAGCGCUCGAAAACCCAGACUUCUGUGUGGCGUCCAUAGCUAAGAGUGUAAGCCUAAGGAACUCCUACCAGAACAGGCCACCAAUAGGCCUAUCAUUGUUAUGGGUUCUAGGCCAAGGUGGACUUAGUAACUUCGCUGUCGGAAUGAAAGCCUGGCAAGAACUCUUCCUCCCAAUAGUCGAAUUGAAGAAUUAUUCAAAAUACGCAAUAAACUAUUUGGAGGAGAUACUAACGCGGCACGGGAAAAUGGCGAAGGUGUCGUUCGACCAGCUCAUCGCCAUGUUCGAUAUGGUGAACAACAAACGGAAUGCGCUGUCAAAAGAUCUGUCAAAUGAUCUCAUCAAGCAAUUAAGUAAAUACAAGGACAUUUAUUUCAACCAUAGCGGAAAUAAAUUACAAGUGGCCUUCAACCACCUGAUGAAGAAGCUGCCGAACCAGUACCUCAGCGGUUCCUCCCUGGACCCUUACAACAGGGUCCUAGUGGAAACCCUGGUGGACUGUCUGCAUAAAGAUGACUCCUGCAACGCCACUUGGAGACAACUGUUCAAUAGGUGCAGCAAACAGUCUGCCACCUUGUUAGAGUAUAUAGAUACCAAUUGGACCGAGGUCAGUCCAAGACUGAAGAAAAAGUCGCUGAGGGCGACCGUCACACAGUUCACGGAGGUGUGCGGUGAAACUCUGAAGGGGAAGAAGAAAGACGAGACGGUUGUGAAAGCCAACAAGAUAUGCCAGGAUAUUCUAGACAGGAUGACAAGCACUAGAAGGUUCCCUUGGCUGUGGGCCAGCUUCUUACUGCUGGUCGGCAUUGCUGGACUUGUGGCCUAUGAUGUUCAGCUAGCUGGAGGCAAUUUUCCCAAGAGUACAACUGGAAAACUCAUGAAAGAUCUCGGAAUACUGGAGCAGAGUCAGUACGCAUGGCAGAAAACACUAUCAACAUCUGCCCGAGGCUACCUUUGGCUAGAGACCAACACACCUGUAUACUAUGCUCGGACUGUUGAAACUGUCUCACCGUAUGCCCAGCUAUCAAAAGAUGCACUAAUAGUUGCAUCGAAGAAACUUGGUAUACUGUAUACCAAUAUGAAGGAUUACAUUGUGGAGAAGACCCCAAUCGUGGUUGCAACUAUAGAACAGUACGCUCCCGGAGCGUUGGAUACAGUCCAAGGUUACGCUGUCAGUGCAUUUACAGCAGUUAGAAAAUAUUCAAACGAUUAUUACCAGCUGACAGCUGACUAUUUGAAGACUAAAGUUUUUGUCGGUGAAUGGGCACCAGAGAUUCUGCAUAGCAAGACCCAGCUGGCACUAAACGCCACCAAGUUACACAUGACGUCGUACUUCCACUGGUUCAGAGAGCAGGUCAACGUUUACUCGGAGAUACCUUGAAGACCGCCCAGCGGUGUGAUGUGAUAAGACGUUGUUCAAAUGUUAUUUUAUUUUCAGGGGUACUCAAAUCUGGUCACAUAUUUCUGCACGCGCCGAAUGCAACAUAUUUUUAAUCCUAUACGUCCUAUACAGUUUAUUUAGUCCUAUCUCACGAAGACUGUCAAGCAUCAGGUGAGAUAGAUUGUCCUUAGUUCGAGAUUGUACAUCUAGCGUCAUUGGUUUUCGAAUAUCGAAACGAUAUCGUCAGUGUCAAAUAAACGUCAUACUCGUUGAAGUAAAGCUUAAUUACCUUCAUACACCAUAUGAACACUCAUACAAUACAAAUUAAAGCACUGAAAUGUAAGCUUUAUAUUGUGUGGCAUAGAGUCAACUUUUCAUAAAUUUAGUGCAAGUUGUACGAGAGGAUGUUUUGCUACUUUCGCAAUAGUUCACUCUAUGUCACAUCAUAAACGAAAAGUUAACUUUAUAAGCUCACUUUACAAUCAUUUUAGAAACGUCUGUAAAAUAAAAUCAAUAUAGAAUGCAACUUUAAACCAAGGCGCAUUAAGUCCAUUUUACUCUGAUGUUAUAGCAUUUUUCGACUAAAGGCCUUGGCGAGCGUGCACUUCUCACAUACUAAUGGUAAAAAAAUAGGUUACAUUCGGCGCAUAUAAUUUGUUAUCUGUAAAAUUCUGCGUUUUGUUAUUGCAAUAGUUCUUAAUCUCGCAUUAACAUGGGUGCCUAUGGGGGCAUAAAAUGAAUAGUAACGUACUAAUCGAAUCUGUAUAAAGUUGCUUGCACAUUGUCAGUAGAGUAACACGCAUUUUUCUAGACUGUGGAAAUGCUGUCCACGUCACUCGCAUUUCUAGUGUUUUGUUUCUCCAUUUUAUGACGUUAGUUUUGAUGCGUCUAUAAACGACGACUGUUAAUUUUUACGUCACAAAUUGUGGUUAAGAGUGGUGCGAUUCAAUUUACAUUAGUAUAAUUCAUGCACAAAAUCGUUGAGACAUUGUCGAGUAUCGAAACACGUAUGUCAAAGUAAAUUGACCAAGAGUUUUUUCGUUGUAACAUUGUGUGGGUGACUUAUGUCAGUCUAUACUCAUUUUGUCAUACUGAAAAAACUAAGCCGCUUUGGCUUUUGCAUCACCAACAAGCAUACAGCUUUAGUUUUUGCAGUGUGCAGUUGUCACCCAUAAGGUUUUUAUCAUCACAUUGCAAAUCUAAUAAUAAAUUAAACUAAUCACACUUAAUGAACUAUAUUACUAUCAUUUUCUAUUUAACAAUCAUCAAAAAAAGAUAAAUUGACGAGGUAAUAUCUUCAUAUAUCAUUUGGCCAUGAUUAUUUAAUCUGUCUCAGCUAUAAGACUUAUAUUUCCGUCUCGAAUCGUUUUGGCUUUGUAUUGUCGGAUCUUAUUUUACCCUAGUAAUGUAUUUAUUUUCAAAUUUACCCUGAGAACAACAUUCAAUGUUACCCUCAUGUAUUUUUAGUUUAGCACCUUUUUUUUUACAAAUGUAUGCAUAUUGACAUGUGACCGCGGCAUGUCAGUAUGUUUAAAACUAACUUGGGGCUCGUUACAAUACAGUAUAAAAUAGAUUCAUUUAUUUUAUUUUAUUGUAAUACAUUCGUUUUCCUGUGUGAUACUUCCCAUUGUAUAAUCGUAAAUACAUAGUCCUGAUAUUCAUAUGUAAUUAUAUGGCGCUCUGAAAAUUUGGCUGUCAGGUUCGCACACAUAACUUAAAAAAAUUGAUAAUAUAACAUGCAGUCCGCUAUAAGCAGAUAUGGCAAUCGGUGCGGCUGUUAGUACUGUAUCAAUUCACGAACUUUCAUUGAUUUUAAUCUGUUUUCCAGACUGAUUAAAACUAUUUCUCGAAUGUCCCAACUUUCAUGAACUUGUAUAAUUCCAGUCUGCCCGAUCCAAAAUAAAUUGCAAUUUACAGAUAAUUUUUGUUUUAAUCAAUGAAAUAUAUAGUAAAAAUGUUAUUACUGUUAGUAUAUUUAGUCCAUCAAAUUGUUAAAAAUAAGCAAAAAUGUGUAAGAAAUAGUUUUUUUUUGUCAUUUCUUAACUCUAUUUGUCGUAGUUAUGUUUAUUUACUUAAAACUGUGUAGUUAAGUAGGUAGUCAAAUAUAUCACAUUCAAAGUUCGCUUUUACCCCAUAAAUUUACAUUUACCCUUAUAAGAAUGUGACAAUUUUCCCCAUAGAAUAUGUUCCCUCAAGUGUAGCCUACCUAGAUAAUUUAUUCUUACCUGUCCUUUAAUGUAAAUUAAAAACUCUUCACGUCACUUUUCUAUUGAAAGGUAUAAGAAAAUCAUAAAAUCAUAUCUUUUAAUUUAUUUUUCUCUCGUUUUUUUCUAUUUAGGAAACUUUGUUUAUACUUGAAAGAAAUGAAAAGGAUUUUACAAUACUAGGCAGGUAAGAAAAAGUUUAGUACUGUUAAUUAAUUAUUAACAAUUGAAAGUCUCCACAAAAAAAACGUUUUUACCCAAUAAUUUAUGUAUGCCCCUAAAAAUAAUGUGACAUCUUCCCGAUUGAGAACGUGUUGAGUGCAAUGAAAGUCACAAGUGAAUGCUUUAUUGUUUGGCCUAAUUGCAUGCAUCUUUUUUUUAAAUUAUAAAUUUUAAUUACAAAAAUCAAAUUAUCGUAACGCAAUAAUUGUUCAUAUCAUUUCAAAGUAUAUUUAUUCUAUCAUGACAAUUAAGACUUUAGCAAUCAGUAUUUUGUUAAGAGAUAAAAUACAUUCCCCUGCGCAUUUAAAUUGUAAAUCGAAAAAAAAUAUUUAAAAUGAACUACUAACAUACAAAUAUUAUUUACUUUAUCUGAAGUAAAUACUUUUUGAAAUGUGAGAUGAAAUGCUAACAAUAAGUUUUGUAGUGUAUUUAUGUGUUUUUUUUUAAUUUAAGAUAUACAGGACGUAUACGGCAGUGCGAUUUUAAGUGCUUUUUAAAUUUUAAAACACAAAAGUAAUAAAAAUCUCGUCCAACAGAGCAUUUUAAAUAGGUAUACAGCGAUCGUAAAAGUUGAUCAAGUCUGUCACAAAGAUUACUGAGACAUCAAUUCAUACAUUUUUUUAAUAACCGUAUUAUAAGCCAGCUAACAGGAAUUAUUAUAUAUUACAUUUAUACACCUGUUUAAACAUUAUUUGGCGAUAUAAAAAUCUUCCUCAAGAUUUGUAAGGAAUUCAGUUGGUCAGUUCUUUAUAGCCGGUAUAACUGAAAUUUUGCGUUACGUGUUUUGUAAAAGUAACAUAAAUCAUUUAUAUGGCUUAUUACAUAUUGUUUCCCAUUUGUGUUUAACCUUGCAGCCAUUAUGAGUUGGUUAUUUUUUAUACAAGAGGUUUUAAAGGUCCUAUAACAUAGUUUUUUUAUUAUAUCUUAAUGUCGCAUUGCUGUCGCCAUUGUGUCGUAUUGAAAUUAAAGAGGAGAGAAUUUCUUUA